This is a messenger RNA of Malaya genurostris, 978 nucleotides long. It is a transcript of the gene CIAPIN1, whose product is annotated as anamorsin homolog. The transcript has 5 exons. Gene Ontology annotation, molecular function: iron-sulfur cluster binding. Gene Ontology annotation, cellular component: cytoplasm. The record is from RefSeq and is a predicted model, not a curated record. Lineage: Eukaryota; Metazoa; Arthropoda; Insecta; Diptera; Culicidae. Bases 114 to 878 code for a protein of 254 amino acids. Gene Ontology annotation, biological process: iron-sulfur cluster assembly.
AGUGUGCAUGCUGCCAUAUACAAAACAUUGUCCAUAAGUCCUCUGUUUUAUUUAUUUUUUGGUGAAGCAAUUCUUUUACGUACCUUUUCCUUCAAUAUUAGUAUACCAGCACCAUGAAUUUUGUUAAAGAAAAUAAUCAGGUCCUUUACGUAUGGGGAGGAGCUAUUAGUACGGAUAUUGAACAAGAAGUUAAUCAGCUAAAAUCUGUGCCAAAUGUCAAAAUAUCUGUCGAAAAUGCUGAUCGUGUUCAACUAGCGAACUACCAGCAAUCCCAAUUCGAUGUCAUUUUGGCUUGUGUUCCAACCGAAAGCUCAGCACUAGUAUCUCGUUUUCUAAAGCUAGUAAAACCAAAAGGAAAAGUAGUGUUCAAAGAUGAUUCAGCACAACCAGACAUCGCACGUACUAAUCUACUCUUGUCUGGAUUUAUCAACAUUGCAUCAGAAGAUGGAAACGUAUAUAUCGGUGAAAAACCAAACUACGAAGUUGGAUCCGCAACGAAACUUUCGUUCGGCUUAAACAAAACUAAUGUAGCUGCCGUUUGGAAGCUUGAUGUAAAUAAAGAUGAAGAGGAACAAAUUGAUGCUGAUGAGCUACUGGACGAAGACGAUAAGAUUAAGCCGACAGCGGAAUCAUUGAGAGUAUGCGGAACAACCGGAAAACGCAAGGCUUGUAAAGAUUGUUCGUGUGGACUAGCAGAGGAACUUGAAGCGGAAACAAGAGGAUCCUCUGUUCAGAGCAGUGCUGUCAAAUCAUCUUGCGGAAGUUGCUAUCUGGGAGACGCGUUUCGUUGUGCCAGCUGCCCCUAUUUGGGGAUGCCGGCGUUUAAACCAGGGGAGAAAAUUCAGCUAUCGGACACGCAGAUGCAAGCUGAUAUUUAACUUACGGUCAUGAUUUACUAGCAUAGUUUUGUGAUACGAUAACGAUUAUAAUAAUAAUUGAUUACAAUAAACUAACAAAACUCAACAAUUGAAAUUCGAA